Messenger RNA from Ciona intestinalis (vase tunicate), 2470 nucleotides. Lineage: Eukaryota; Metazoa; Chordata; Ascidiacea; Phlebobranchia; Cionidae. The record is from RefSeq and is a predicted model, not a curated record.
AACCUUCUCUGGGAAAAUCAUUCGUUCGUCGCCGGAGAUCUUCCAUUUACGAUCAUUUCUCACAAAGUUUGAGACGACUCUCAUCAUCCAAGGCAAACAGAAGAUUGUCAGCUAUAAGUGACAGGUUAUGCGCAAAGCCAUCGGAAAAAUUACCCAGUGAAGGUAUGCUUAAAAAGCAAACUUCUGAUAAAUCUGACCAACUGGGAAUGCCAUCCAAUCCAGUUUCUAUCGGUAAAACGUCAGACAGUUCGCCUCUGAGGCAUUGUGAGUCCCUACCAUCGUGUACCUCAGGUCGGGACACACCUGAUAGCUUCUUGCCACCCCUGGGACGCUCGGAGGAGAUGAUUGAUUUAACUUUGGACGAAGAAAUGUCUGCAAAUGACUUUGCUGGUGAUCUGAUGGACAGAUUAAGCUUGGAUGGUUCAGACCAUGGCGAUGAUAAUGAAUGUGUGUAUGGCUUGUUCAUGAAAGAACACCAUUGCUAUGAUCUUAUCCCGACCAGUUCAAAGUUGGUGGUGUUUGAUACAAAACUACCAGUGAAGAAAGCAUUCUACGCACUUGUAGCAAAUGGGCUCCGUGCUGCCCCCUUGUGGGACAGCGACCGCCAGGAGUUUGUAGGAAUGCUGACGAUCACGGACUUCAUUGUCAUCCUCCACACCUAUUAUACCUCACCUCUUGUUAAGAUGCAUGAACUGGAGGAACACUUGAUCGCAACAUGGCGUCAUUCGCUCAACACAACUAAACUGGUUUCCAUAGAACCAGAUGCAAGCUUAUAUGAAGGAUUGAAACAUCUCAUUAAGAACAAGAUCCAUCGGCUUCCAGUGAUGGAGGCAACUGUUGGGAAUCCUCUGUAUAUCCUCACACACAAGCGAAUACUCAAAUUUUUGUACCUUUUUGUUCAAGACUUGCCAAAGCCUGAGUUCAUGAAGAAGACAUUAGCUGAAGCGAAAGUGGGAACUUACACAAGUAUUUGCACCGUUACUGAGGACACUCCCAUCAUAGAGGCAUUGCGUCUCUUUGUUCAAAACAGAGUUUCUGCUUUGCCUGUGUUGGAUGCCCAAACAGGAAAAGUAGUCGACAUUUAUGCCAAGUUUGAUGUCAUUAAUCUAGCUGUUCAACGUUCUUACAACAACUUGGACGUCUCAGUGAAACAAGCAUUGUCACACCGACCACUCCGGUCACAUGACGGUGGGGUGUUACGUUGUUAUUUACAGGAAACCAUCAGCGCUAUACUGCAACGAGUUGUUCAAGCUGAGGUUCACAGAUUAGUGGUGGUGGAUAAAGAAGACAAAGUGAUUGGAAUCGUGUCUUUGUCAGAUCUACUGAGUUUCAUAGUGCUUAGACCAUAUCGAGAGGGUUAAAUUUAGUUACUGCUCUCAUCAAAUGCCUUGACUUGGAUCAGAAUUAUUUUUAUCACUUUUUACUGAAUUAAUUUUCAGAGUUUUAUGUCAUUCUUCAUGAUGUAUUGCCAAAAUGUUACGCUAAGCUCUUUAGUGUAGAUUUUAUGUACUUAAUAACCAGAAAUUUGAAUGGGGUAGAAAGUGUUCUAGUGGAUACAUACUACUUUCGCAUAAAAGGGUUGUAGCAAUGUUCGCCAAGUGAUAAAAACUCACUUCGCGCUUGGAUUAUAAAAAGUUAUUUUUUCUACAGCACUGAUAUGUUUAGUUAAAAAUGUUCCUUUUUGUAAUUUUUUCGGUCCAAUCAAAAAUCAUCUGCAAAGGGCUAGUAUUUGCUUAGGACAAUUUCCACAUCUAAAAAAGCAGGGUUUAUGCCACCCUUAUGUAUUGGUUCUUUAUAUUGUACAACCUCUGCUAUAUAGUAGGAUGGGGGAAGAUGGGACACAUUCGGUGCAUAAUAUCCAAAUAACCUGAUCGUGUUUUAAACAGUUAACAACGGUCUAUGGGAAUCUUGAGCAUAUAGUUUUAUAAUUCUUUGAAAGUUCCUUGUUUACUACCGCAUUGGACGUGAAAAUAGAGUUAAAAUGUGUCCCAACUUCCCCCACCCUACUAUGUAUCUUUUUUCUGAUUCGAUCACACAUUUUUAUGCUCUGGAUUAAUUACUGAACUUUUUACAUACUUCUAUCAGUAGGUUAUGUUUUUGGUUGAAUUUUGCAUGGAUGUCAUUUGUAUCUUAACUAAUGUUAUAUAUAGGAAAUUGAGUUUCAUAUGAAAUCUAUGGGUGUACUUAGUGUACAAGUGCUUGUUUUUUCGGGCUCUUGAAUUGCAUUGUUAAAUGUAUGCAGUUUUGAAGGGUUAUGUUACUUUAAUGUGGUGGUCGCAUACUUUGCAAACAUAGCUUUACAUAUUCCAAAUGAAUUGUCACCACAGAAGUGUUAAUAAUUAUACAAUCAUGCUUUUGAUCCUAGCAUGUGCAUAACAACAUCUUAUGGUAAUGUUUUGUAUUAUGUAAGCUUCAUUUGACCCAUUGUGACAAACUGGAAAACUUUUAUUAAAAUUCUGUUCUUUAAAAA